Synchytrium microbalum is the source of this 1272-nucleotide messenger RNA. Its product is annotated as alpha-galactosidase. NCBI's taxonomy places the organism in Eukaryota, Fungi, Chytridiomycota, Chytridiomycetes, Synchytriales, Synchytriaceae. The transcript has 8 exons. Gene Ontology annotation, biological process: carbohydrate metabolic process. Gene Ontology annotation, molecular function: hydrolase activity, hydrolyzing O-glycosyl compounds. The record is from RefSeq and is a predicted model, not a curated record. The coding region runs from base 1 to 1272 and encodes 423 amino acids.
AUGGAUUGGGCCGAACACCACCAAUGGGGUGAAAUUCGAUCAUUACAUGCUUUGCUAGCUUGGAAAUCCCUGAAAUGCAUCUCUCCUCCUCCUAGUUUCAACUCAUGGAAUAGAUUUGGAUGCGGGAUCAACGAAGGUCUUUUUCGUAAAACCGCUGAUCGUUUGAUUGAACUGGCUGGCUAUGAAUAUGUGAAUAUCGACGAUUGCUGGCAAGUGGAUCGCCUACCAGAUGGUACUAUUGGAGUUGAUCCACGGUUUCCAAAUGGAAUGAAGGCUCUCGCGGAUUACGUCCACGACAAGGGCCUAAAGUUUGGAUUGUAUAGUUCUGCUGGAACCAUGACGUGUGAAAAGAGGCCAGGCUCGCUCAAUUUUGAAGUCAUCGACGCAAGAACAUACGCGGCAUGGGAUGUCGACUAUUUGAAAUACGACAACUGCUUCAACGAAAACAUUCCAGCCUUGACCAGGGGCCAAGAGUCUCCAUGGCUUUGGGGUCCAGAGGUCGCAAACGCUUGGAGAACGACAGGAGAUAUUCGGGAUAAGUGGAUGUCAGUUAUCUACAUUCUAGAUCUCCAAGUUCCGAUUGCACAGCAUUCUCGUCCUCAGGGUUUCAACGACAUGGAUAUGCUGGAAGUCGGAAACGGUGUCUUGACUACAGGAGAAUAUCGCAGCCACUUUUCAUUAUGGUCUGCUUUGAAAUCUCCACUACUUAUUGGAUGCGACUUGGAUAACAUUUCACCCAUUGACCUCGAGAUUUUACUUGCUCCUGAAAUAAUGGCUGUAAAUCAAGAUCCAUUGGGCAUUUCGGCUAUCCGAGUCUGGAAGGAAGGCGAUUUAGACGUUUGGAGUGGUCCACUAAGUAGUGGUGACAAGGUCUCAGUUCUGUUCAACCGAGCGUCUCACAAUAACAUAAUCAGCGUGCCUCUUACGGCACUUGGAUAUCCGCCUGCAACACUUGUGUUGGCGAGGGACCUCUGGAGGCGACAAGAUAUUGGCACAUACCAAACCACCUUCUCGGCAAACGUACCGCCACAUGGUGUGGUCGUGAUUAAAACACGUUCGACUCACGAGCAGACGUCUGUGGUUAAGACCACCAUCUACACCCCACUCUACAUGGACGAGGAUGUAAUUGUAGCAGCGAAUGGCACUCAAACAUCAAGGGUGUCAACUUCGUCGUCUUCAAUACCAAACCAAGCGAUUCUUGCUGUAGCAGGAGCUGGUUUGGCGACUAUAAUGCUUCUUCAAUCGCGAGGAAGUAGACGUCCCAAGUUAUAA